Pararge aegeria (speckled wood butterfly) is the source of this 7429-nucleotide messenger RNA. RefSeq names its product probable cation-transporting ATPase 13A3 (gene anne). The transcript is spliced from 19 exons. Bases 692 to 4327 code for a protein of 1211 amino acids. Lineage: Eukaryota; Metazoa; Arthropoda; Insecta; Lepidoptera; Nymphalidae. Gene Ontology annotation, molecular function: polyamine transmembrane transporter activity; P-type transmembrane transporter activity; ATP binding. Gene Ontology annotation, biological process: polyamine transmembrane transport; intracellular calcium ion homeostasis. The record is from RefSeq and is a predicted model, not a curated record. Gene Ontology annotation, cellular component: membrane.
UUAGUUUAGUAAUUAUGUGACACAUUUUUGUAUAUAAAUAAUGAGGCUAAACUUUUAGGUGUGUGUUGUGAUAAGAUAGAACAACCUAUGACUGUGUAGUCAUAAAUUUCUUUGAAUAGAUUGAGCCUCAGAUUUAGCCUCAAUAAAAGUGCUUAAUUCAGCAAUUUUUCUUUUGUUGCGUGGCUGUUAAAUAGUAUCAAAUGACGUACUGCGUAACAGACGAUAUAAAAGAUACGUACACUAUAUUUUUAUAAAUAAAAAUGCUACUAAAAUAAAUCCAAGGUCGUAGCGAAAACUAUUUCGACGAGUCACAAAUCACAAUAAAACUUGUUUCCGUUUAAACAUUAUAUUAUCUUAAUUCCUUUGUUGAAUGUACAUCUGUGAUGUAAUAAGUGAUGAUUAGCAUAGUAUCAAAUUGCAUUUAUUGUGUGAGAAUUUUUUAACAAGUUAUUAAUUAACUGAAUAUGGAACAAAAGAUGCUUCUCCUAAUUAAAGAAGACUGGUUAGUCAACUUUCAACUUUAGGAGUGUGGAAAGUGACUCUUAAUAUUAAGUAACAAGAUGACAACAUUGAUACUAAGAGGAAAAGAGGAAAUUAACAUAACAUAGGCAUUAAAGAUGAUUUCAUUAAGAACCAAAGCAUAAGCAUAUAUUUUAUAUUGUGAUAAAUAUAAUUGAUAAAGAAAAUCAUAAUGUCUUCGGAAGAAGAAAAUCAACCCCUUAUUGAAUAUAGCUCUUUUGCAAGCAGCGAGAACCUACAUGAUGUAAUUUCAAUUAAUAUAAAUACUGAUCCAGAUUUCGAACAGAUGGUAUAUGGCUACCGCAAGUGCAGGUGGCGGAACAUACUGACUUACGCUGUGUCUACUCUGAUGUGUGGUAUACCUUUUCUACUGUUCCACUGGUGCCCAAGAUUCCUACUGUACAUUACCUCAAUAAGGUGUUGCUUUCAACUAGCGGACCAGGUUUUGGUUAUUGAAACAUAUCAAAAGAAGUGCAAGAGUUUCUAUAUUCAUAAGAUUAUAGAUAAGCAUAUUGCAGAUGCGAGUGGACUUUUGAAUCAAGGCUUUGAAGACGAGUUCGGUGGCGAGAAAGGCCCCAUUGACAGUGCCGAUGAUUUAUAUACUCCAUUAUAUUUGGAUGAUGGGACCAAGUUGAACGUUCAACAAUUUCGGCUCUUCCGUCACAAGAAGCAGUAUCUGAUAUGGGACACGGGGCGUGCUCAGUGGAUCCGACUGGCGGGCGUCGAGCGAGGUGCGACGUGCGCUCAACUUCACGCUUUAGCCGCCCGACCGCCUUGCUCCGAGCGAAGACUGAGAAUACUAAAUAUCUACGGCCUGAACGAGAUAAAAGUGCCCGUGCAGACGAUCAUGACCUUGAUCCUUCUGGAAGUGUUCAACCCAUUCUACAUGUUCCAAGUGUUCACCAUCGCGGUGUGGAUCGCUGAACGUUACUAUUACUACUGUAUAGCUAUAGUGCUAAUGUCGACUUUUGGUGUCGCCACAUCCGUUAUACAGACUAAAAAGAAUCAGGAGAGUCUCCGAGCGACUGUAGAAGCGUACGCCACCGUGGAACUAUGGGGCGGUAGGAGAGUGGACAGUCGUGCUCUUUGCCCGGGAGAUGUUUUGGUGCUACCGCCACAUGGCUGCACUAUGCUUUGCGACGCGGCGUUGCUCACGGGAUCCGCUAUAGUGAACGAGAGUAUGCUUACUGGUGAGUCAGUGCCGGUAACGAAGACGGCGUUGCAACGUAUCGACAAAGAGUUUAAUCUAAAAGAGCACAGCUCUAGCGUUCUGUUCUGUGGCACGAAGGUUAUUCAAACACGGUACUACAGCAACGAACCUGUUAAGGCAGUUGUCCUCCGUACGGGGUAUAACACGAGUAAAGGUGAACUGGUCCGAAGCAUCUUGUACCCGGUUCCAGCGGACUUCAAGUUUGACCGGGACUCUUACAAGUUCAUAUUUAUCCUGGCCUGCAUUGCGCUUGUUGGUUUAGGAUAUACCAUUGCUUUGAAGGCCGCCAGAGCUCUGACAGCCGGUGACAUAGUUCUCAAAGCGCUGGACAUAAUAACAAUUGUGGUGCCACCGGCGUUGCCCGCCGCCAUGACAGUGGGCAAACUGUACGCAGUUUCCAGACUGAAAAGGGCAAGGAUAUCGUGUCUUAAUACUAGAGCUGUGAAUGUCAGCGGUUCUCUUGACUGUAUAUGCUUUGAUAAGACAGGAACACUAACGGAAGACGGUCUGGACAUGUGGGGGGUAGUAGCGGUCAGUACAGCGGUAUCCCCACCUAUAUUGGGACGACCACAAAGAGAUCCUCGAAAUAUGAAUGACCUUCACGAUCUGAAGAUAGGAAUGGCUUGCUGCCACAGCCUAACGUUGCUUAAUGGGGAGUUGGCUGGAGAUCCCCUGGACUUGAAGAUGUUUGAAUCGACCGCAUGGAAGUUAGAAGAGCCGGAAGUACCGGAGCGAGCGCACUACGAAAUGCUGACACCCACCGUUGUUAGACCAAAAGGAGCCGCCAAUAUCAACGUCGAUGAUUUACACGUGCCCUUAGAAGUGGGUAUAGUGUCUCAGUACCAGUUUGUGUCGACGCUGCAACGCUCGUCAGUAGCGGUUCGACUCCUCGGCGAGGACGUCAUACGGGUCUACUGCAAGGGUGCGCCGGAAAUGCUACGCACACUCUGCCGACCGGAUACAGUGCCUACAAAUCUGAACGAGGUGCUGAGUUCAUACGCGGAGAAGGGAUAUCGAGUGAUAGCGAUGUCGACCCGCAUCAUGGAGGUUACCUUCAAGCAACUGCAAAAAAUGAAAAGGGAGGAGGUGGAAUGCGACUUGGAGUUUCUGGGUCUGGUUAUUCUGGAGAACCGUCUGAAAGCGGCCACUACGGGUAUCAUUCAGGAGCUAAAGGAGGCCAAUAUACACGUCGUAAUGAUUACCGGCGACAAUAUCCACACAGCCGUGAGCGUGGCCAAGGAAUGCGGUAUCCUAAUGAGCGGUGAAAGAGUUGUUCACAUAAAUGUGGAAUACGGAACGGGGUUGCCACACCUCUACUGCGAGAGUACUAUGCACGGGGUGGGUGUUGGCGGUCGCGUGUCUUUCGAGAGAGAGUGGCGCAGUAUCGACAGCGGGCACGGUUCGUGGCGUUCUACUUCCAACCACCCAGCCGACACGGAGGAUCCGCCACGACACCCGCGGUAUAAGAUCGUCAUGAAUGGCGACACGUGGAAGGCACUCCGCGAACAAUACCCGAGCGCGGUGGGUCGCGUGAUCGAGCGAGGCGCGGUUUUCGCGCGGAUGUCCCCGGACCAGAAACAACAGCUCGUGCUGGAAUACCAAGCGCUCGGAUACUACGUUGGCAUGUGCGGUGACGGCGCAAACGAUUGCGGUGCCUUAAGGGCAGCGCACACUGGAAUAUCUCUCUCGGAGCUAGAGAGUAGUGUGGCCGCACCCUUCACCUCCACACAACCCGACAUCGUCUGCGUAGCUCGGGUACUGCGAGAGGGUCGAGCCGCACUAUCAACGAGCUUCGGCGUUUUCAAAUUCAUGAUCGCCUACUCCCUCAACGAGUUUUUCUCUGUAGCCUUCCUCUAUUACUUUGACGCGAAUCUCACCGACUUUGAAUUCCUAUACAUAGACGUAGUUUUAAUCGUCAACUUCGCGUUUUUCUUCGGCAUGACAGAAGCGUACAGGGGUAAGCUGUGUAACAUCCCCCCGCUAACAUCUCUGCUAGGCGUCGUCCCAUUGGUGUCGAUAACGGGACAGAUGGUUCUGUUUGCUGUCGCGCAGUAUUUGGCAUAUCUGGCUUUAACUUACUUCCCCUGGUACGUAAGGCAUACUUACGCGGGCGCGGAAGCGAAUGAAUGCUGGGAGAAUUACGCCAUCUUCGCGAUAUCCAUGUUCCAGUAUAUCAUAAUGACGGUAGUUUUCAGCCACGGCUCUCCGUACAGGCGGUCGGUUAUCACGAACAAACAUUUGAUGAUAAGCGUGAUUGUGAUGACGGGACUCUGUGUUUAUAUAACUGUCGCCCCACCGGAUUGGUUGGCGAGCUUUUUCGAACUGAAAAUGCCGAAAGAUAGACUAAUGGCUUACAUUGUGAUCGCUUUGGCGUCGUUCAACUUUGUGCUUGCGUUGUUCUUCGAGCGUUGUAUCGUAGAAUACCUGAUGGAAGGCAAACAAAUGAUUCCGAAGUUCGUGAAGGAGAGACACGUGAGGAAAACUCCGCAUUUGAUGAUCAAACGACAGUUGACGGAUGUAGACUAUUUGAACUGUGAUAGCGUUGUUAAGUUUGACAAAGAGACGAAAAGCGAUAUGUUUUGCUCGGGCUCGGAAUGAAAUCGAUUAUGUUUUAGGCAGUAAUUCUGCGUGGAAAUCAAAUGUUACCGCUGAAUCAUAAAGUUUGAUUUAAAUACUUAAAGUUACAAAGGAAACCACACUGGAUUCACUAGAGAUACGAAUCGGUCUUAAAUAAAAUUAUGCUCCAGAAAUCUAAGAUAUCAUCUGAUCUGGUAAAGCACAAAGUGCUUAUUUAUUUUUUGAAUAGGUUUUUAAUCUUUUUCUAUACAGGGCUCUGGAAUUUUAAGGGCUAAGGCAUUUACAUCUUAACUGCAGAAUGCAUUUCUUGGCCAUAAUUUUGACACUUCUUUAUAAAUGGCCAAACGUCACAACUUCUGGUUAGGUGUGUUUAACGAUUCGCAUUAGAAUCCCUGAUAUUUCUUUGUACCAUAUUUUGAUUGCUUUCUUGGCAUAUUUAUUUACAAUAAUAGUUACAUACAUUAUAUUAUAUUUAAAAAAGACUAAAGAUAUUACAAAUAUACCAAAUGGUGCUUUUUACAUUGUGACAUUUGUGUGCUAUUAAUUUGUGAAUAUCUUUACGCACAAACACAUAUUUUUUUCUUAAGUUUUUACGUGUAUUAUGAAUGUAUACAACAAACUGUACAAAGGUUCUUUAGGUCAAAUUUACACUAAGAUGGCAGCUUUUAGCAGCGAUUUAACGUAGUUCAAAAAGACCUCGUUGAAAAAAUAUUGAGAAAUCGAUAUGCUGUAUUAGAUCUAUCUAUAUUUGAUGUUUGUUUCAUGAUUUCGAUUCGGUAACGUAUAAAACGAUACCUAUUACAAAAGAAACUGCUUUUUAGUAAUUUUACCUUAUCUAAAUAUUCAGAAAGGUGAAAAGUUGUUGCUUCUGUAAUAAAUAUCGUAUCGUUUAAUAUGUUUUCGAUCACUGAAACUUUAUUUCAGUGAAGGUUACAAGCGAUAUGGGGUUAUAAUUAUGAAGAUAAAGUUUAAAUGCUGGGUACAUUUCAGCACUUAUUUCUUGCCUAUUAUUAUUAUUCCACUGCCAGCCGCUGCUAUUUUUGUAUAACUGUUAUAUAAAUAAUGUAAGCAGACGCGUAAUAAAUAGUACUUUAUUCAGACAUAUCACACCAGAGAAGAGAGCGCGGCAAUUAAAUGGUGUCAGGAGCGUUUUGCACCAUACAGUUCUAAACGAGGACUGUCAGUAUGUCCAUAAUUCAGAAAGCUUAUACGGUUCCGAACCUAUGUGUCGUAACAUAGGUUCAAAACCGUGUGAGCAAAAUUUAACUUUACGCCCCGUUAAAUUAGAGAUUUCAUUAAAGAAUUGAACCUUAAAAACGUUACCUUAAGUAAAAUUCCGAUAUAAAUGAACACAAAUAGUUAAAAGGCUUUUUCCUUCUAUAAAACGGAGACUAGAACUAGCGUGCUAAUUUCGAUGUCUCAAAUCCUAAACGAAUCUUAAUAAUUCAGUCCUAAAAGCUGGGAAUAGUAGUAGAUACUAUUUUUUCAACAGUAUCUAACAAACAUCCAAAGUCGGUUUAAGUGUAGCUGAUAUCCCGCACUACUAUUUUCAGGCUUCAUCAUCUGACUUAGUAAAAGACAAAGCAUAUGAUGAUUUGGAGCUGCCGUAUCAUCAUAGGUAUGCUUUGUCUUUAACUAAGAGGAUAUAAACAGGUGAAAAGGUUGCCAAUAUGUUUGACCUUGUCAGUUAAGUUUAGAAUUUGUGUAUAACUAAAUAAGCUAUAUGUUCACUAAUUUAUUAGAUAAAUAAAUCAUAUCUUACGUUAAGAUCAAAUUUACUUAUUAUUAAGAUUGUGAUAGCUAUCCACGUUCACGUACGUGCCUUGUUAUUUAUUUGUUCGAUACAUUCCAAUGUAUUUAUUUUGUGCUGUGUUUUUAUAUUAUGUUUAAAUAUCCUCGCGUGAUAAAAAAUAUAAUGACAACAAAGUACUACUUUGAGGAUACAUACCAAUUAAAUUUUCUCUGGUUGCUAUUUUUUAUUCUCAUUUUUGAUAUUCAAAAUAUCAAAUGUGUAUAUUUGAGAAGCAUCAACUAAUUAUAAAGCCGCGUUUUCAGUGGGCAAGUUGUAAAAGUGUGUAUUCAUAUUACAUGAAGCUUGUGUUGUGGAAACGUUAACAUGCAUGUAGGUUGUCAAUUGCCGGGUGCAAAUAAACGCGAUCUAAUCUGACGUUAGUAAAUUACCAAUGUUUUCAGGACAAAAAAAAAACAAUCUUUCACCGUAUUAACCAAAAGUCUUAUAGGUAAUAAAUAAAACUCAUCAACAUUGUUUAGAAAACUCUUAUUUAUAAAUAUCAUAGAUAAACUUUAUCAUCACACAUCACAUAUUUUAUCUUUAUCAUUUUACAUCUCCUGAGGAUGCUCCGGUUUCGGAGCAAAACGUGCGUAGAGGGUACAUUACCGAAGAUCUGUGUGGAGUAUAAGGAUUGAAGAAAUUAUAAAUUACACCAUACAGAUUAUCCUGCUUUUCGUAGAGCGUAGCAAAUCUUAAUUUUCAUAAUAUAUCAUGGAUCUUUCGCCAAGCAGCAGUGUUGUGUUAUAGUCCGAAGAGUAUCGAGUAUCGUACCGGUGUAGUUAAAGGCCCACGAGGCUUAACAUCUUCGCCUCGGUUUGAUGGGCACAGGUCACUUUGCAUACCCUGUUUAUUGCGAUAGGUUUCCACUUACCGUCAUACAUACAUUUUGGUAUAUAUAAUAUAUUACAAAUCCCGUUCUCUUGCUGUAAGUCCUGUCUACAAAGGUUGCCUGUAAGAGAUUGCUUGCAGCAAUUAGGCCGCCUUUGCAUGUGUUUUACUGUAAACUUCUAUUUAUUUUCCUGUAUCUGUACCUGGUCAGUCAAUUACGACUAUAAAAAGGAAUUAUAAUUUUUUUUGAAGGGUGUUCAGUUUAAAAUUAGUUGACCUCUAAUACCUACAUGUAGUUUAAGCUCUUAUAACAACAUGCAGGAACUUGCAGAGUGGAAACGCGGCUUUACAAACGGAUUUCGGUACAAAGCUAUGUGAAUUAUAUUAUUAUAGUAGUUUUUUUUAAUAAGCUUUUAAUAGGAUAAGAUAAGAGUAUUACUAAUAAGAUUUAACUAAGUUAUGUGAUGUAUGUAUGUUUAAGUAGAUAAAAAUAUUUGACAAUA